Molecule: messenger RNA, 630 nt
Organism: Aspergillus ibericus CBS 121593
Lineage: Eukaryota; Fungi; Ascomycota; Eurotiomycetes; Eurotiales; Aspergillaceae
Exons: 3
Coding region: 1-630 (209 amino acids)
Source: RefSeq, a predicted model, not a curated record
AUGUCUCACUUCGCCCGUCUCUCCCGAACACUUCCAUUGUUACUCGAUGUCUUACCCAAGCGAGAGGUUCUCAAACUCCGACUAGUCUGCAGGGCAACCAACGAGUGUAUUCACAAAUAUCUCUAUGGAGGUUGGGAUAGCGUCACCGAGCCCCUGGAGAUCAAUUCUGUCGCGUGGCAGGUGCAUCAGCAGCUGUGCAGGGAUCGAACCUUCGGCCAUCUCGUCACGGAGGCGAUGAAUUUUAAGGGUCCCGAAUGGGCUCUCGGCUACCUCAAGCAGCCAUAUGCCUGGGCGAAGACCGACAAUACUUCUUUCCCCGUUGUGAUGGCCGCGUGGCUACGACUUGUGGAUACCGUGGAGCUCUGGUCCCUGGCUGGUAAUUCGCUUCGGGAUGUACGGCACGAAUUGCUGGGAGAUCUGGUAUAUGCGGCGGCGUACCACGACGAUUCCUCCCUGAUGCGGCUUCUGACCGAACGCCGGAUGGAUCUGAUGUCGACCGAGGGCUACUUUGGCGAUGCGUUCACGCUAGCCGCCUAUAGAGGGUCUUUCAAAGUGAUACCCAUUAUCUUAAAAACCUACGUAGGUUACUGGGUCACCUUGCUGCGGAGGAUAUCCCAUCAAUCCAGUUAG